AUGCCUACCCAUUCGUUCCCGGUUUUGAACCAGCAGUUCAUUGUCGACACAAAGUACCAGUUCAUUCGCGAGAUUGGUCAAGGUGCCUAUGGAGUUGUCUGCGCUGCAAAGAACACCCAGACAGGAGAAGAUGUGGCCAUCAAGAAGGUCACCAAGGUCUUUGAAAAGGCCAUUCUCGCCAAGCGCGCCCUCCGUGAAGUCAAGCUUUUGCGCCACUUUUCAGGACACGAGAAUAUUACAUCAAUCCUCGAUAUGGAUAUCACCAAUGUCCAGGAGUUCAACGAAAUUUACCUGGUUCAGGAGUUGAUGGAGGCGGAUCUUCACCAGAUUAUUCGUUCAGAGCAGCCCUUGACCGACGCCCACUUCCAGUACUUCAUCUACCAGAUUUGCCGAGGACUCAAGUACAUUCAUUCGGCCAACGUCCUUCACCGUGACUUGAAGCCCGGUAACUUGCUCGUCAACGCCGAUUGCGAACUCAAGAUUUGCGACUUUGGAUUGGCGCGUGGAUUCAGUGAUGAUGCCGAGUCAAACGUCGGAUUCAUGACAGAGUAUGUCGCCACUCGUUGGUACAGAGCUCCCGAGAUCAUGUUGAGCUUCCAGAGCUAUACCAAAGCCAUUGACAUGUGGUCGGUCGGAUGCAUUUUCGCCGAGAUGCUUGGAGGAAAGCCCUUGUUCAAGGGACGCGACUAUGUGGAUCAAUUGAACCAGAUUCUUCAGAUUCUUGGAACUCCGGAUGAGGCUACUUUGAGACGUGUUGGAAGCGAGAGGGCACAAGCUUAUAUUCGCAGUCUGCCCAGGAUGCCAACAAUCCACUUUCAACAGUUAUACCCUCGUGCCAGUCCCUUGGCGAUUGACCUGUUGGAGAAGCUGCUCAACUUUGACCCCGCUGCCCGUAUCACGGUCGAGCAGGCUUUGGCCCACCCUUACUUGGCUGCCUAUCACGAGGAGGACGACGAGCCCUCGCACGAGAAGAUCUUUGAUUUCUCCUUCGAGGUGACCGACCGUAUCGACGAGAUGAAGCGCUUGAUUGCACAGGAGGUGAUGUCGUUCAAGGCAAGCAAGGAGCAGGCAUUGGGAUCUCAGAACGGAGGAUUGCGUCGUGCGGCCAGUUUGUCAGCAGCAGAUCGUAAUGCAACGACACAUGCGGCCAGAGAUACCCCUCGUGCUAGCCAACAGAUCCAGGAGGAACCCGCGAUGGCGCAACAGGGAGGUGGACAUUUGGAAUCGGCCAUGGAGGUGGAUGAGGAUCUGGAGCGCGAGUUGAGCGGCCAAACCAUGCAGGCAUAG
This is a messenger RNA of Linnemannia hyalina, 1287 nucleotides long. The record is from the annotation of a GenBank genome assembly. NCBI's taxonomy places the organism in Eukaryota, Fungi, Mortierellomycota, Mortierellomycetes, Mortierellales, Mortierellaceae.